Molecule: messenger RNA, 715 nt
Organism: Morone saxatilis (striped sea-bass)
Lineage: Eukaryota; Metazoa; Chordata; Actinopteri; Moronidae
Product: serine-threonine kinase receptor-associated protein-like
Biological process (GO): spliceosomal snRNP assembly
Cellular component (GO): SMN complex
Molecular function (GO): protein binding; RNA binding
Source: RefSeq, a predicted model, not a curated record
CCUGGAUUUGAUCAAGUUGGUGGAGGCCCCGGCUCCCAUCAACUCAGCCUCCCUCCACCCAGAGAAGGAUUUCUUUGUUGCUGGCGGAGAAGACUUCAAGCUCUACAAAUUUGACUACAGCACCAAGGAAGAACUGGAGUCCUAUAAGGGUCACUUUGGUCCAGUGCACUGUGUUCGCUUCAGUCCGGAUGGUGAGCUGUACGCCAGUGGCUCUGAGGACGGCACGCUCCGACUGUGGCAGACAGCCGUAGGCAAAACUUAUGGCCUGUGGAAGUGUGUCCUUCCUGAGGACCUGGGGGCAGAGAACUCUGAGCAGCUGUACACAGCCCCUGAGAUCAAAGCCUGAGGAGAAACCAAUGCUGUUUGUUAACGGGAUGAAAAAAGGAAGAAGGAAAAAAGACGAGCGGAGGGGUGUUCCAGCGUUCUAUCAGGCCCGAGCAAGGAGCAGAGUCCAGAGCAUCUCCAUCCACCAGGAACUGAUGUGGAUAUUAUGACUGCCCUGUCUGUCAUAGAACUACCCAUCACACACUUGCACACACAAACAUACACACACUGAUUUUAUGCACACAUAUGGACAGUAUGGUCUGCAGAGUAAAGCAGUAGAGCUAUGAGUGUUGGCUCAUCGCUGCCUGCUUUCUCUCUGAUCAGUCCACUCCUGUCUGUCGGCUUAAACAAAUUUUAACUUCCCCUAAAGCCUUGAACCCCAAACCCCCCC